This is a messenger RNA of Macrosiphum euphorbiae (potato aphid), 834 nucleotides long. The record is from the annotation of a GenBank genome assembly. Lineage: Eukaryota; Metazoa; Arthropoda; Insecta; Hemiptera; Aphididae.
AUGGAAAUUUUCAGUAUCUUCAAAUGCAAAUCAAGAUAUUGGAACAAAACAUUUAAUAAAUCUAUAGCUUUGCCUGAUGCCAAAUACAUUAGUAUUCUGCACACAUAUUUGUCAAGUCAACUGGCAAAAGGAAUAAAUUGCAUUCAAAGUGGUGAAAUUAACAAGGAUGUAUAUAAAUUAGUUUGUCAAACCUUACUGACACAAAUUAUAAUACUCAACAGACGAAGAUCAGGAGAAGUGGAGCGAAUAAAAAUUGAAUAUUAUCUUAACCGUGACAAAAAUAAAAUUCAAGAAGAUAUUCAAAAGGCACUAAGUUCUGUAGAAAAUCAACUUUCAAAGAAUCUUGUAAAAUUUGAAAUCAGAGGGAAACGAGAUAGAGGUGUACCAGUGCUUCUAACACCUGAUAUGCAAAAAGCUUUUGAUAUUUUAAUAAAAAUGAGAAAGUCUUUCAAUAUUUUAGAAUCGAACCCAUACAUGUUUGCCACACCAUUUACAAUCGAAGGAUCUAAUAGAGGAACUGACUGUUUGAGGGACGCUGCAACCAAGUCAGGAGCCACUUCUCCAGAACUUUUACGUUCUACAAAGUUUCGAAAGCAUGUAGCAACAAUGACACAACUAUUAUGUUUGUCAGAUAAUGAUAGGCAACAACUGGCUACAUUUAUGGGACAUAAUUUAUCCAUACAUGACGAGUACUACAGGUUACCCAAUGAAACAUUACAAUUAAGCCGUGUCAGUAAAAUUCUUUUAGCUGUUGAUUCUGGCCGUUUUGAAGAGCUAAAAGGAAAGUCGAUAGAAGAGCUAGACAGUUUCAUACCUCAAAUAAACACAGAUUGA